Molecule: messenger RNA, 2581 nt
Organism: Oncorhynchus kisutch (coho salmon)
Lineage: Eukaryota; Metazoa; Chordata; Actinopteri; Salmoniformes; Salmonidae
Product: AN1-type zinc finger protein 5-like
Exons: 6
Coding region: 355-987 (210 amino acids)
Molecular function (GO): DNA binding; zinc ion binding
Source: RefSeq, a predicted model, not a curated record
AUGCUAUUACACGCGCUCCGGGGCUUCUACCGUAGCGAAUCACUGUACGGUAUUUUCACCGUGACAUCAUCUGCCACUCCUCUUACUAAAGUAGGAAACAAACACCGCUCGACAGAGCAGAGGCGGGAGGGGGGGUGUAGAGAAAGAGAAGACAUUUACACCUCUCACAGCCUCGGUCAAAGAAAAACAGCGAGAAAAGACAUUUGGUGGACAGUACUCAACCAGACCAUACAUCGUGUGUACGUUUGAUCAAAUUGUGCAGGUGAGAAUCGACAUUUGAAACGGUUGGGUUGUCGUGGUGUAUGGUUGAAGACCGAAAAAGGACACCGAAAAUUGGAUCAACAUCAACUUAAUAUGGAAUUUCCGAUGGCCCAAGAGACGAACCCGAGCCUGACGCCUGUGCUUUGUGCCACUGGCUGUGGUUUCUAUGGCAACCCCAGAAACAGCGGCAUGUGCUCGGUCUGCUACAAGGAGCAUCUGAACCGACAGCAGAGUAGUGACUGCAGCUUGAGCCAACUUAGCCCAAUGGGAGCAGUCGGUAGUCCUACCUCUGAGGCCUCAGCCAUCCAGAGGCUAGAGGCCAGUCUCACCAAAGUAGACCCUUCAUCUGGCUCUGCUACAGACAUGGCUAGAACUAUUCAAGGCUCUCUUCCAGUGACUCAACAAAUGACCGAGAUGAGCAUCUCAAGAGAGGAUAACCCAGAUUCCCUAGAGCCUGUUGUGAGUCAGCCUACUGCGUCUAGCCCCGUCACGGCCAGCGGCGACGAGGCCAAGGAAGACACCCCCAAGCCCAAGAAGAAUAAGUGCUUUAUGUGCCGCAAGAGGGUGGGCCUCACAGGGUUCGACUGUCGCUGUGGGAACCUGUUCUGUGGUGUCCAUCGGUACUCCGACAAGCACAACUGUCCUUACGACUACAAGGCUGAGGCAGCUGCCAAGAUCCGCAAGGAGAACCCUGUUGUGGUCGCUGACAAGAUCCAGAGAAUAUAGGGUUAAGAACCAUCCACACAGAGACUAGAGUAUGAUGUCGAACCCUUGACAUGAACACUGGCACGAGUGGCAAAAGGAUGUCAUUUUUAAAGUCACAACCUUGAGAAAGGACAGAGAUCCUGCCCGUUGGGGAGAUGCAUGAACGGUCACUUUUUUUGUUUACGUUUAUUAUAAUUUUUUUCCCUCUUUGCUGAUAUUCUGUAUAUAUAUAUAUAAAAAAAUAACAUUUUAAAAGAGCAGCCCAGGGUAACUUUCCAGGAGAGACGUGUCUGUUCUGCAGAACCUAUAUCUAUCUGGACGUUCUAUCACAACUGAAUAUGGCCCCUGAGCUGUUUGGCCACUUUGUUGCCAAAUAGCCGACAGCUAUUCUUUUCUAAAGUUGUGUGCACAUGCAGUAUCCCGACGAGUUCAGUUGAAUCUCCAUUUCUACGUUCCGUUCCCAUUAGUGUCAGUUGUCCGAUAGGUAUGACUAUCUCCCAAAAUGCUCUCCCAAAAUGCAGGUGGGCUUUUAUCCCCCAGACUGUGACCUGCCUACCUCACAGCAGCAGGUCAUGUUUCUCCUCAUCACAAUGUCCACGUGAAACUUUUUCCUAAUCGUCUCCCCUUACAAUCACUUCAUUAUUUCCAGAGGAAGGGGUUACCUCUGACAUUUUUAAAGCAGUCCUUAGGCACCAUUUCUGUUUGAUCACCUGAACGCCGUGGCCCGUCUUUAUGGUCAUUGUAAGAGGUGUGCGAAGGAGUACAAAAACACAUUUUUACCAACUAUCAUGUGGGACAGGACUUUUAGUCAAGGAGGUCCUAGACUAAUCUAAGGUCAGAAUCUCCCAACUGUGGUCUCGGCAGAGGCUUGCGUGCAUUGACCCUGGUGCAGUCCUCUGGGUGAGACUUAGGCACUACCCAUCUGUUUUAUUGGCUAUAUGGGGGGGGGGUGAAUGGGAGAGCAACCCCAUGCAGUAAUAUCUUAAAUCAUGUAAAAUAUCUGAAUGAAUUGCUAGGUCAUUAUUGUAUCUGCUGAGAGACAUGUUUAAUCUCUGUUUUUUAUAUACAUUAACAUAGUACUGAUAUUAGCACAUGUAUUCAGUGCAGUUGUGAAGUUAGGGUAUAUGAGACAGCCUUGCUUUGUGUUGAUUUUGGUGUGCGUGUUCAGUGAGUUUGAGUGAACACAUGGGUGUCAGAUUGUGUGCACCUCCACUUCAUUUUGUGAAGCAAUAUAUCCCGUAGCUCUGCACAUGUUUCCAAGGCUACAGGAGCAUGGCAGAACUGAGGUUUUGAUAACUAGAUUCCAGAGUUGGAUUCCAACGGAUCUUUUCAGCUUUCUUUCCCUUAUUGGUCUGUGUGACUGAUCUAGAGCAGUGUGUGUGUGAGACUUUCCUUGGCUGUGUGAAACAUUGAUACAAGUGUGUCCUGUGUAGAUUUUUCUUCUCCCGUAGGGAUGAGGUUUUUACCCUUUUAAAACAAAGGUAUCCAUUUCAAUUUUUUCCUUUUAGUUAUGCAAAUUUGUACAAAAGAACCUGAUAUUUAUGAAUGACAUAAUCUUGCUACCCAGCAUUACAGCAUAAUUGUAUCAUGUAAAUAAAGACUGUACAGAGACAUU